Chlamydomonas reinhardtii is the source of this 3205-nucleotide messenger RNA. RefSeq lists its product as uncharacterized. Gene Ontology annotation, biological process: amino acid transmembrane transport. Gene Ontology annotation, molecular function: amino acid transmembrane transporter activity. The transcript has 6 exons. NCBI's taxonomy places the organism in Eukaryota, Viridiplantae, Chlorophyta, Chlorophyceae, Chlamydomonadales, Chlamydomonadaceae. The record is from RefSeq and is a predicted model, not a curated record. Bases 38 to 2890 code for a protein of 950 amino acids.
CGUCUCGCCGCGCACCAUCUCCGGCAAGCUAGCGCGAAUGGUGUCACCAAGCAAGAGCGGUGGGUAUGGAGGAGGCGGAGGCGGGGGCGGGGGCGGGAGCACUGGCGGCAGCAGCGCCGGCCAGCGGCAGAGGCGGCGAUGGCAGCUGCCGCACGACCCGAGCCCCAGCGCCGGAGGCGGGGGCGGCGGGGGUGGCGACGGGAGUGGCGGUGAGAGCGCAUCGCCGCAGCGGCGCCUGUUCGGACCGGAGGAGGGGGCGGGGGAGCAGGGAUGGGGAGGUGGCGCGGGAGCGGGAGAGGGAGAGGGAGCGGGAGAGGGAGCGGGAGGGGCGCAGCAGGGGCACAAUGAUGACGGCGGUGAUGGUGACGGCGGGUCGGUCGCGGGCGAGGGCGGCGGCGCCAAUUGGCUACUGACGGCGGCUGUGGUGCUCAAGGCGGCGCUGGGUGUGGGCGCACUGGCGCUGCCCGGCGCCUUUGCGCGGCUGGGCUGGCUGCCUGCGGGGGCGGUGCUGGGGGCGCUGGCGGCGGGCUGCGUGUACAGCGGCUCGCUCUACACACGGCUCGUGGCACUGCCGCUCACCUCCCCCUCCUCCUCCGACACCGGCCACUCACCAGAGGACCACACCAGCCCCACCACCACCACCACCAGCCCCACCGCCACCACAACCGCCAGUCGCUCCGAGCAGCGGCGCGCGGAGCGGCAGCGGCGCGCUCUGGCUCAGCGGCGGCGCGCGGCGGCGGCGGGGCAGCCGCUGCUGCUGCACCGGCUGUGCCGUGCGGCGCUGGGCCGCUGGGGCGAGCUGGCGGCGGUGCUGACGGCCUAUGCUACCAUACUGCUCAUGCCGGCCAUAUUCCACAUCACAGCAGUGGAGGCGCUGGGGCAGCUCUGGCCUGGCGGCGGCGGCGGCGGCGGCGGCGGCGGCGAUGGUGGCGGCGGCGGCCCCUCGCUGCUGCUGACCGGCCUGGUGGUGUUGGUGGCGGCGGUGUCGCUGGCGCAGCUGCAAAGCCUCACGCAGCUGGGCUGGACGUCGGUGCUGGGGUCGGGCGCCAUGGCUGUAGCAAUGGUCAUCACUGCCGGCAAGCUGGUGCUACAGCCGCCGCCAGACUCGGAGGGCGGGUCCAGCCUGCUGCUGCCUGCUACAGCCACUGGCGGCGCUACAGCCGCAGGCGGCGCUAUAGCCGUUGGCGGUGGAGGCGGAGGCGGGGCAGGUGUUGCUACUGCCAUGGGCUGGGCGGCGCUGGCGGCUGGGGGGGCCGGGGGUGGCGGCGGCAAUGGGGCCCGCGGCACGCAGUGGGUGGCCACUGGGGGCUGGAGCAGCGCCAUGGUGGGAGUGAUGAACAUAGUGUUCGCAUUCGGCGGGCAGGAGAACUGGAUGCGCUUCAUCAGCGGCAUGAAGCACAGGUCUCAGUUCACGGCCUCCGUCGCGCUGUCCACCGGCCUGCUGGCGCCGCUGCUGGCCGCCCUGGGCGCGGUGGGCUACGCCACACGCGGCCCCGACCUGGACCCGAGCCGCCCCAUCACCUCGGAGCUGCGCCGCGACGGCUGGUCGCUGGCGAUCAACGGCUGCGUGUUGCUGAGUGUGCUGAUCAGCUACCAGAUAAAUCUGAAUGUGUGGAGCAAGCUGCUGCUAGGUCUGUGGGGGCCGCGCAGCAUGCGGGGCGAGGGCGGGGGCGGAGGCAAGAAGGGCGGAGGAGGAGGAGGAGGAGGUGGGGGAGGGCGCGAGGAGCAGCACCUGCACGACCGCCGCUGGCAGCAGGAGCAGCAGGAGCAGCGGCAGCGUGAGGCGGACGUGAGCGGAGUGCCGCUGGUGGCGGGCUGGGCGGCGGCGGUGGCGGCGGCGGAUGAGGAUGAGGCGGUCGUGCUGCCCAUGCCACCGGUAGAGCGAGCCGCGGCGGCGGCGGCAGCGGCGGCGGCGGCCGCAAAGGCUGAAGUGGCAGGCGCAAAGGCGCCGUCGGCGCCUGCAGGAGCACCGGCAGGCAAGGCCGGAGAUGAUGGCGGCGGCGGCGGCGGGGGCGGCGGUGUUGAGGGAAGGGAGGACCUCAGCCCAGCUGACCCAAUGGCAGUCUUUGGCGGCGGCGGCAGUGGCGGCGGCAGUGGCGGCGGCGGCCAUCCUGACACGAGGGGCACUGGCGACCAGUCCGGGGCGAAGGCGAGGUGGGCUGCGGCUGCGGCGGCGCUCAUGCCGCACACGCUGCCAGAUCCAGAGCUGGGGCCGGCGAUUGUGAUUGCGCCGGCGGCGAGUGCGGCGGCGGCGGCGGCGGCGGCGGAUCGCGAGGGUGGUGAGGACGAUUCAGAGGAUGUUGCCGAGGGGCCGGGCACACCAGGUGCGGAAGACGACACUGGCGGUGUGCGUCAGCCGCUGCUGGGGGGUGCGCCGCCUCGGCACCGCCACGCCCGCAGCAGCCGCAAGCGCCCCUACCGCCGCAGCUACAGCCAUGGGCACGGGCACAGCUACAGCCACGGCCACAGCCACGGCCACGGCCACGGCAGCGCCUUUGGGGAGUCCUCACCGGAGGACGACUCCGGCCCUUCGGAUGCCCAUUGGCCUGCCGGACGCAGCCGGACGCCGCAGCCGGACCCCGGCGCGCAGCGGUUGCUGUGGCUGCUGCUAACCGCCUGCGGCGGUUGCUACGGUUACGCGGCGGGCAUGCUGCUCCCUUACUUUUCGGAGGUGGUUGCAGUUAUCGCGUCGGUUGGAGAUCUGGCGCUUGUGCUGGGGCUGCCGUGCGCCUGCGCGCUGAGCCUGCUGAGCCUGCGGCGCAGCGAGCGCGUGCUGUGCUGGGUGCUGGUGGUGGGCGCUGCGGCGCUGUCGUGUGUGGGGGCGGCGCUGUCGGUGCAGAGGCUGGUGGCGCGAGUGCGGGAGGGCAGCGGCGGCGGCAGCGGGGGGUAGUGGGCGCGGCGAGGCUGCGAGGAGCGAGGUCGGCGGAAUGGAGAGCGGCGGUGAAUGUGGGCAAGAGAUUGGGGAAUGGGCAUGAGGUGGAUUGGCGGGGGCGGACCGGAUGCCGCCGUGUAGCAGCGGGGUGCUGUUGCGGUCACUGUAGCGUACGCGGGGCAAGUUGAAAGCUGCAAACAGAAUAGGGCGGGGAUAGGGUUGUUUCCAGAUAUCAUGCGGCGUCCUGUGUUGCGGCGUGCGGCACCAGUGUGUAGUCGGAGUUGACAGAUUGCAAGGUGCAGUUGCGGGGGCCGUUGCCCUCUGACAGCGGUC